Messenger RNA from Oncorhynchus kisutch (coho salmon), 4902 nucleotides. Its product is annotated as matrin-3. Bases 537 to 4493 code for a protein of 1318 amino acids. The transcript has 17 exons. NCBI's taxonomy places the organism in Eukaryota, Metazoa, Chordata, Actinopteri, Salmoniformes, Salmonidae. Gene Ontology annotation, molecular function: RNA binding; zinc ion binding. The record is from RefSeq and is a predicted model, not a curated record.
GACCAAAGUUGUAUACCGAUAUUUAUGUCAAGUCUUUAUAUCUAUUCACUAAUUAUCUUCAUCUUUCAAAAAAUUGCUGUUUUGUAUGAUGGCUAGUUAUCGAGCUAACGCGAGAGGAAGUUAGCUUGCUUACGUCAACGUUAGCUUUGCUAUUUCAGCCAGUGUCAGUUUCGUUUUUGUAAAUUUAUGCUAUUUAUAACUUUUUGGUAUUUCGAUGGUCUACCAUAUCUAUCUAUGUAAUUUUUAUCACUUGCAUGAGCAACCCUUUCAGGCCUAUGGUUUGGCUCCAUGUCAGAACUAACUAACGUUCAGCCAGCAUUUGCCAGUGACGUUAGCUAGAUCUGCAUGACGGUUCGGGCUAGGCCUGCUGGUUAUCGCCAGCUUGUCACACCUACAAGGAAUCAGCUAAAGUCAAGAUAGGUCCCGCCCCCAAGUUUCCUGAUAUUAAAUCCAUAUUCCCCUAGAUUGCUUCUUUGAUCCCUCAUCUCUUCACUGGCAACUUUCUCUACAGAGAUUUGAUACGUUUACGUUCCAGCAUGUCUCACAACUACUCCUACAGACGACCACCACCAGCUAAAGAUCUAAGAGCCAGCGCUUUCGACUCUCCAGAUCACCUGCACCCUGGAGACCACAGUCACAAUGUUUACAGAUCGUCCCAGGAGGCUCCGUCUCAUUCCACAAUACCAUCCUACCCAUCCUCCUCAUCCAGAGCCUCUGCUGCCACCGAGUCCCCUUACUCCUUCUCACUAAGUCAGUCAGACCCUUACUCCUCCCUAAGCCGGUCAGACCCUUACUCUUCCUCUCUAAGCCGGUCAGACCAAACUCUGACCCUCCUGAGCAGCUGUGGGCUUGAGCCCAAAGACUUGUCUCUACUAGCCGAGAUGCCUGAGGAGCUCAUCACUGUGGAGAACCUACCACGUCUGCUCCUGGAGAUCAGAAAGAAGAGGGCGACACAGCAGCCACCAUAUCCAGCUAUGACCUCUUACCCCCCUGCUGCCACAUCUCGCCCCCCCACUGCUACCCCUCCUCCAGGCCGUGCGUGGGAGCAGCGUGACCAGAGUCGUUCUCAGCCAUUAGACUACCCCCACACCGCUCUUCCCCCUUCCCAACUCCUUCCCACAGAACAGGCUGAGCCCUGGCAACUAGAUCGUCAUGGCAACCCGAUGCAGUACACACGCUCUCGCCUAGAACCUGUGCCUGUCCGAGUUGUGGACUACCACUAUGGUAAAGAAACUCCCAGAAGUUACCAAACUCCUAGGUCCACUUACAACACGGCCCAAGGAGGAAGCCGCAACACCUGGAAACCCCCCAACUCGUCCCAACCAGCAGUAGAUUACAGGUACCCACCACCACCAGCUACAGACUACAGACCACGCCCAGACAAAGAUGUCCCAGUUGUCACAAUCAAGAUGGCCACCUCUGGCAAAACUCCCACCAAGAAGGCUGCUCUUGACUUCCACGGAGAAAUCCCCCAAACGUUUCCUUAUUCGUGCUCUCUCUGCGAUAUUACUGUUCUCUCUGAAAAGUGCUGGUUCACACACGUCAAUGGAACUCAACAUGCAGACGGACAGCUCACACUUCUUCAAAUGUAUCCUGAAUGGGAUUGCCGGAUGCAGACCGCCAGAAGUGGUGACGACCACACAGACAGACCAAGGGUUGAAGAGAAGACUGCUGGACCUUCCCAUAGGUCUAUUAACUACUUAGGUAAACCGUCAAGUAGCGGCUCUAGAAAAAACAUAGACACUAAGACAAAUGUUACAAAGGGGAGUGGCAAAGUGGUUUGUGCCAAAUUUACCGCCCGGUGUCUCAAUGAAGAUGGUUUGAAGGACCUGAUUAAACCGUUUGGGGAAGUUGUGAAAGUCAUCAUGUUCCCUGCUUUGGCGUUUGUGGAGUUGGGCUCAACUGACCAGGCCGCCGAUAUUGUGACAUACUACCUCAGUAACCCAGUGACGGUGAAAGGAGGGCAAGUCACCUUCUCUGUCUCGUCAACAUUUAAUUUCCUACAGAGUUCCCGGGUGUUGAGUUUUUCCCCGGUGCCUCCUGGUAAAGAGUCUGCCGCGUGGAAGAGAGAGUUACUGGCCGUCGCUGAAGGAUUUGGACCUGUGGAGCACUCUCUAUUCUUACCUACGCAGGCAUUUGUGGAAAUGACUAAUGCACUGGAUGCACAGAAACUUGUUGGACACCAUACAUCCAAACACCUGAAAAUAGAUGAGAUACAUAUUAAAGUGGCCUUCUCAUCAGAGUAUAAUACACUUCGGACCAUGUCUGAGAGGAAGUCUUCAGACAGGAAGUCUUCAGACAGGAAGUCUUCAGACAGGAACAGGAAGUCUGAAGACAGAUCUAAGAGAAAGAGAAGCCCAAGCCCCAGAAGGCGGUCCCUCAGCCCCAGGAGAGAUUCCCCAACCACCUCAAAGAGGAGGAGUAGAGAGAGGGAUAGCGACCGUCACAAAGAACGGGCGAAAUCGAACUGUGGGGGUAAAAACAGGCCAAAGUCCCCCAGCAAACAGAGCUCCAGUCGGUUGCCCAGAAGCCUUCGCUCCCAUACUAAAGAGCGGGUGUCCAGUGAGAAGGUAUCCCCCAUUUCCUCAUCCACUCGCUCACAACCUCCCACCAAGAAUAAGACCCCGUCCCAGUCCUCCACUGUGAUGGAGAAGUCCAAAAAGGCUGUCGACACGAUUGACCAGAGCAAGCAAGAAACUGCGACCCACGACAGCCAGGAGGAUGGAGCCAUGGAGGCCUGUGAUAUGGACAGUGACAUCGAGGGGAUGGCCGUGUAUGGGGAGGAUGGGGAGGAGAACUCUGACAUGGGAGAGGAGGGAGAGGUGGGAGAGGUGGGGGAGGGAGAAGAGGAACAAGGGGGACUGCAGGAGAGUGCUGAGGACUUGAUCCAGGAGUUUAAAGACCUAUGUGAGCCCAGGCAGAAAGCAACUUCUGGGACUGUCGAUGAUGCUCCUACAGAAGAGCUCUCAGCGACCGGGUCAGAACAGGGGAAAGAGCUCUCAGCGACCGGGUCAGAACAGGGGAAAGAGCUCUCAGCGACCGGGUCAGAACAGGGGAAAGAGCUCUCAGCGACCGGGUCAGAACAGGGGAAAGAGCUCUCAGCGACCGGGUCAGAACAGGGGAAAGAGCUCUCAGCGACCGGGUCAGAACAGGGGAAAGAGCUCUCAGCGACCGGGUCAGAACAGGGGAAAGAGCUCUCAGCGACCGGGUCAGAACAGGGGAAAGAGCUCUCAGCGACCGGGUCAGAACAGGGGAAAGAGCUCUCAGCGACUGGGUCAGAACAGGGGAAAGAGCUCUCAGCGACCGGGUCAGAACAGGGGAAAGAGCUCUCAGCGACCGGGUCAGAACAGGGGAAAGAGAUGGAUGGUGAAGACCAGAAAGGAGAUAUUUCAUACGCUGAUGAUGAGCCUGAUUUCCCAGAGGACCUUGAGAAUCUUAUUACGUUGGAUGAGCUAGAGGAGGAUUCCUCGGUUGAUAAUCAAGAUAACCAGUCAACAGAUGAGAUCAAGAGCAGAUCCAAGAGCAAGCCCUCAGGACGUGAUCAGACACCUGGUAGAGUGAUCUACAUCAAAAACCUUCCCAGAGGCUUCUAUACAGAUAGUGACUUCCUGAAGAUUGUUAAAGGCUUCGGGAGAGUGCAUCGCUAUUUCCUCCUUCGCAAUGGUGAAGAGGGCUUCAUUGAGAUGGAGAGGUCUUCUGAUGCGACAAAGGCUUUAAGAGAGCUGCGUUAUGAUGGCUGUAAAUUAUACGGCCAGAGGUUGAUCAUCCUGCGGUCUCAGAAAUACAAAAGACUAACAACAGGGUGGAAACCUGAAUCUGAUUCUAAAAGUGAUCGGAAGAAGGAUCACAUGAGUACUAGAAGCAGUAGCAGGAUAAGGAGUGGACGGACCAGCAGUCACUCAAAGUCAGCGGCUAAGGGCGACAAGACAAAAGAGAAGGACGACGAGACAAAAGAGAAGGACGAGGAGACAAAAGAGAAGGACGAGGAGACAAAAGAGAAGGACGAGGAGACAAAAGAGAAGGACGAGGAGAAAAAAGAGAAGGACGAGGAGACAAAAGAGAAGGACGAGGAGACAAAAGAGAAGACGGCACGACAAGUAUGCUCCGAGCCAGCCCAACACUGUGACAAGGAGGACAGAGGAGCGUCUGAAGGGGAUAUUGACCAAUCCUCCAACGGUGAAGACCAAAAGGAUGCCCCUGUCCCUGCUGCUGAGGAAGAGAAGCAGGCCUGUAGCAACGAGGAUAAUGCAGAAACCAAGAUGGAGGAUAAUGUGGAAACGAGACCAGAUUCCAUAAAGACUGGUAUGGAGUCAUCGUUCCAGGCCAACAACCCAGUGGGAAGAGAAUUCAUUAAACCUGUCAUUGGCUACUUCUGUGACCUGUGUCAAGUCAUCUAUGUCAAUGAGGACGAAGCAAAGAACCAACACUGCAGCAGCCUCUGUCACUAUCUGAAGUUUAUGGAACAUUCAGGUGAAGACACAGCCUCUAGCUAAAAGAUGUCCAUCUCUGGAGGAAGUUGACAAGAUGACAGUUUUAGGCCCAUUUUGACUGGAAGUGUACAUGUGCACACUUCCGGAGGAGGGUGGAGAAUCUGGAUGUUUCUUUAUAUUGCACUCAAGAAGCACGGCACAGGUUUACCUCAUUCAUGAGAGGCUCUUUGUGAAACUCAUCCUAGAACAAUAAAUGAGAUUGCAGAUUACAUUAAUCUGUAUUGGUUUAUAUGAACAAAUGUUCAGCACCUACCUAUAUAUAUAUUGUUAUGUUUGUGUUAAAAUAGCUCAGAUCUACUUUCUGUAACGUGAAUUGUUUGUUCGGUUUUCCUAUGUAAUUUGUUUUCAAGAUUUGUGUUAAAUUGAACUUCAUUCUCUAAAAGAUUGUUAAUAAACAUGCUUAAUUAUUGCA